AUGUCUGUCACGGCGAUUGCUUCAUUCAGGCCCUUGCCAAGGAGGUGUCUUCUGCAUACCAGGACGGGGUUAUUAUCGGUGCAAGUCGAGUCACGAUCCGCGAGCUUGAGCCUCCGAGCCGUGGUGAAGUUGCAGCCGCAUCAGACGAGAUAUCAGUCGAGCGCGUCAGGAAACAAAAAUGAGCCGCCCAAGCAAGAGAAGCCAGAUAAACCGCAGACAUCUUUUCGGCAAUUUAUCGGGCGUGCGCUGGGAGCUAGUCUGCGCAAUUUGGCUGUCGCAUUGAGCCCUCGUGGAAUUCGAACCGCGUACAAGGAUUCGCCUGUUGUGACGAGCAUGAAUAUCAUUCUGUACAUACUUCUAAUCCCCCAAUUGCCAUUCACGCGGCUGUACGAUGUGCUGAUUCCUCUUUCUAGGCUCGCAUUCACUCUUGCCAUAUCCGUCAUCGCCAUCCGCUCCUACAUUCUCAGUUUCUACAACUCCGAAUUCAGCCGGUACCCUGAACCUGUGGCAAACACCUUGCGACGGGCUAUUUACUACACCAACUACAAGCCCGACCCGGAGAUGGCGCUGAAAUAUUACAAAAAGGCCAUGGAGCAAGUGAAAGAGGUUGGGCUAGACCCCUUCUCAGACGAAGUGCUCGGCAUUCGCAUCCAGGUGUCGUUUUGGCUGCAAAAGAUUAAUAACUACAAGGGAUCUGUUGAUGUGCUGGAGUCCGUGUUGCAGGAUUGCAAGAAGUGGGUUGGUGUGAUGGAGCAAUCCGUCGCUGACGGCAAAGUGAAUGAAGCUGGCAGAUACGUGACCGGACCUACAGGAACCCAACCUGCCGGCAGUGAAACGGUCACUGUCGCUCCUCCUAAAGACAGCUCCGCCAAGGCGUCCGAUACGACGACGAAGAACGGUGAGCCCGAGCCCGAGGUCGAGACCGAAACACUCUGGCGGAAGAGACAGCGACUGCUAGCCAAAGCCAUCGGCACGGCAGUCAAGCUAGGCGAGAUGUACGCCGACGAACACGUCCUCGAGCCCGACAAAUCACACGACCACCUAGUAUGGGCUGUAGAGACAUCCCUUAAGGAGUUCAGCCGCCGAAAAGUUGAUGGCAUCAAGCCCGGCGAGCAGGACUGGCUCUCGCCCCCGGAACUCGGCGGCAUGAUGGAAUCCCUGGGCCGAGACUACGAGCGCCGGUCUCAAUUCCAACUCGCCGUCCCCUUGUUCUUCCAGGCCCUCAAGCUCUGCGAGAGCCCGUGUCACAGGGCCGUCAUCAUGAACAACCUAGCCGCAUGCUUCGCCCAGCACCCCAUCUUCUCUCCCAACGCGGUAGAGGUCUCCGUGGCCAUUCAGCAAAUCCCCGACCAAGCCGCGCUCCCGCAGACACGCAAGGAGUGCCUCGAGGCGGGGCUGAACUGGGCCCAGAAUGCCUACGUCCACGGGAAGGAUGUCAAGGGCGACGACAGGACGGCCGAGUGCGACGAGGCAUGUGCCGUGGCUCUGUGCAACUGGGGUGACGUGGCUGCUAUGCUCGGGCAGAAGGAACUCGCACGACAGAAGUAUAGGCAGUGUAUAGAGAUGAGUCAGGAGAUGGAAUUUGCCGACGGUCUUAGGCAGGCCCAGGAGGGACUCACCAGAUUGACGACCACGCCUGGCAGCAAGGUGUGA
Messenger RNA from Metarhizium acridum CQMa 102, 1653 nucleotides. NCBI's taxonomy places the organism in Eukaryota, Fungi, Ascomycota, Sordariomycetes, Hypocreales, Clavicipitaceae. The record is from RefSeq and is a predicted model, not a curated record.